AUGGCGAUAACGGGAAUUGCUUCAACAACUACCCCUUCGCAGAUCCACAAGCUCCCCCUAGCCGCCCACAUCGACGCCGUGAAGUGGCUCCCUCCGCUCUUGCCUCUCUCGAAGCUCUUCGCUCUUGCUCUCUUCGACACCGACGCCUCCGCCCCCUCCCUCCAAACCUUCUCUUUUUCAGACCCAUCUUCUCCCUCUUCUCUCUCCCCUCCCCAUUCCAUCUGGAUCCCACCUUCUCGAAUCUCCUCUCUUGCCUCCUUCCGCCAGUCCCCGAUCCUUGCCGCGUCGACUCUCUCCGGCUCCCUCCACAUUCUCUCUGCGGGCCCCGCGGGGCUCGAGCUGCUGCUCGCUGUGGACGAUAAGGGGUUUCACGAGGGACCCAUUUUGGGAAUUGACGUGGCGGAGAGCGCUGCGGUCGUGAGCGUGGGGGAAGAUGGGAGGGUCAAUUUGGUAAAUUUCGGUGGCGGUGAGGGUUUUAGGAGGGUUUUUGAUGGAGAGGGUUUGGUGGGGUUUAACGCCGUGAAAUGGGCGUCUCCGAGUGAGUUUGUGACUGGUGGGUAUGGUUUUGGACUUCAAUGGUGGGAUCUGAGACGCCCCGGUGGACCAGUUUCGCAGUUUAAAGGGAACUGGUCUCAAGGGAAAUCUUCGGGGUUGGUACAUUCCAUUGAUGUUCAUCCAUCAAGAAAGCACACUUGUCUGGCUGGAGGCUCGUCAGGUACAAUAUUUGCCUGGGAUCUACGGUGGCAGCAACAACCAAUUGUUCUUUCCGGUGUUGGGACUGGAGAGGCUGCAAUCCCUUUGUUAUCUGAAAGUGAGGUUUGGGAGGUUCAGUAUGAUUGCUAUGCAAAAUCUUCAAAUUCAUCUGCACGAGUCUUACCUGCAAUGUUCUGCUCAGAAGAUGGUAUCCUUGCCAUGGUUGAACAAGGCGAAGAACCCAUCGAGCUUUUGGCUGAGCCUUGUGCAAUCAACAGUUUUGACAUUGACCAGCAAAACCCCUCGGAUGUUAUUUGUUGUUUGGAAUGGGAAUCUAUAGCGAUUGUGAUAAGGCCAUGAUGUUAUUUUAGAAUUGUAUGUAUAGAGAGUUAACCACUCAGCUUGGGAUCUGUUCAUGUGUUUUUCUUCCGGACCAUUUACUUAAUAAUCCGAGAGCUACCCAGCUUCUUGGUGUAAUGUACUCCAUUCUGGCCUUGGAAGAUGCAUGGAGCAAGUUCCUGACAGAAAAAAAACAACUGUGAUGUUCUUGAACGGCUAGUUGGCAAAGCAUAUUGAUAAUUCUGCAUCCGGGCAACUCAUGAAGACAGUUUAUGUCAUGAUUGAAUCGCUAACAAGCAGCUGUUCUUGUGCUGGGUAAUUUGAUUAGAUGUUUUAACAGCAAAUGUAAUUCUAACCAUUUGAUCAUGCUUACUGAAUGAGAAUCUUGAGCAAGUUGUAACCAGUGCCACAUUGUUAAAUUUGAUCUCACUUUGCAGAGAAUUUUAGCAGUUGGGCUGGGUUUUGUUUCUCUUUUCAAAUCUCUUUGGGUAUUGUUUUGUGCAAUUGUUUUUCUUGAAAACAAAUUCUAUAACUAGGAUUUAUAAUUUUGUAUUUUCAA
Molecule: messenger RNA, 1591 nt
Organism: Pistacia vera
Lineage: Eukaryota; Viridiplantae; Streptophyta; Magnoliopsida; Sapindales; Anacardiaceae
Product: nuclear pore complex protein NUP43
Exons: 5
Coding region: 1-1053 (350 amino acids)
Cellular component (GO): nuclear pore outer ring
Molecular function (GO): protein binding
Source: RefSeq, a predicted model, not a curated record